CUCUGAAGCGAUGAUGUUCCCAACAACAACUCAAUACAAAAUAUUCAGCAUAAUUUCGUUGAGUUGUUUUUUUUCUUCAAAUGUGAUGAUUUAAUUUUUUCAUGAACAUUUUUCGUUUUAUUAUUUAAAAAAAAAAUCUUAAAUAUUUUCAUAUAUUUUGUGUCUUUCAUUUACAUCUUGUGUAGAAAGCCCGAGAAAAUGACAGUUCAUUUUGACAGUUUACCAAACGAAGUGAGUUGUGACUAACACCAAACGAUUAAAUUCUAGUGGGAAACAUAUGAUUGAAAUUCAUUGAAUAAAAAAUAUAUACCAUUACCAAAAUGGAAGUAGACGAUAAUGAUUCACCAACUCAAACACUGGAGCAUUUUGUGGAAUUAGCGCAGGUGGAGCGAAUGAUUGCUGAUUUAAAGACCGAUCACGACACCAAUUUUGAGAAAUCGUACGAAACAUUCAGUAAUAUUUUGAGUCGAUAUCAAGAGCAGCCACACCUCCUGAAUCCACAUUUACCAGGCCUUAUUGAGCAACUAUUGAAUUACAUCCGUACGAAAGAUGUGCCGGCAACAUUAUUCCAUGCUUCAUUCAAGUAUCUAUAUCAAUUCGCUAAAGUUCGAACGUAUAAAAUUCUGCUGAAGUUUUUGCCGCAUGAAAUAUCCGACUUGGACUUUGUCCUGAAUUCUCUUGAGCAACAAGAUGUCGCUGAAACCAAAACAUGGGAAACUCGUUACAUGCUCUUAAUAUGGUUGUCAAUAUUGGUUUUGAAUCCAUUCGAAUUGUCACGCUUCGAUGGAUUUGUCAGUAGCGGUGGAGAUGGAUCCGAAAAACCAUUGAGUAAAAUGGACCGUAUUUUCAAUUUAUGCAAAUUAAAUACCAACAAAGGUGACACAUGCUCAAAUGUCGCAGCAUUUUUGACCGCAAAAUUUUUGAUACGAAUCGACAUCAAAGACAAAUACCUACCACAAUACCUAGAAUGGAUUUGUGAAUCGAAUGAUGAAGUACAGUUUGGAAAAUUGGCCGCCAUUUCGAAUAUUCUGAAAUAUGGCAAACGGGAGGAUUUGCUGGUUCACGCUCCAAAGCUUUUGGCGUGGUUGCUUUCGUGUGAUUACAAAUCGGGGAAUGAUUUCCUAAAGAAUAAAUAUUUCGUGAAAAUCAUACAACGACUUGGAUUAGUGUUGUUGAAACCUCGACUCGCCACAUGGCGCUAUCAACGUGGCUCAAGAUCUUUGACAGCCAAAUUGGCUGCAAGCGCAAAGGAUGAUAUUGAGUUUAAGCAUGAUGAAAUUACUGCAGAGGAAAACGAAGACGAAAUAGAAGUUUCAUCUGAAAUUGAAGAAAUAAUCGAAGAGUUGCUGCAAGCAAUGCGAAACCCAAGCAGUGAUAUCAGAUGGUCCGCCGCUAAAGGUAUCGGUCGUAUUACCAAUCGUUUGCCAAAAGAGUUUGGUGACGAAGUCGUUGGUUCAGUAAUUGAAAUUUUGAACCCAUUUGAACCACAUGAAGCUUGGCAUGGAGCUUGUUUAUCUAUCGCAGAAUUGGCCAAACGUGGACUAUUGCUACCAUACCGCCUUGAAAUAAUGGUUCCUUUGCUACUUCAAGCUCUUGUGUACGAUGAACUGAACGGCUAUAUGUCGGUUGGACAGCAUAUCCGAGAUGCAGCUUGUUACAUGUGCUGGGCAUUUGCUAGAGCAUACGAACCAUCCGUUUUGAAAGAUUUUGUUAGUAAAAUUGCAACCGGUCUAUUGAUCACCACGGUAUUCGAUCGUGAGAUAAACUGUCGUCGUGCCGCGUCAGCAGCAUUUCAAGAAAGUGUGGGACGACUUCGCACAUUUCCACACGGAAUUGAUAUUCUAACCAAAGCUGACUUCUUUUCGGUUGGAUUAAGGACAAAUUCCUAUUUGGAAAUUAGUGAUUAUAUUGCACAGUAUCCCGAAUAUUCGCGGCCAUUGAUUGAUCAUCUAGUUGAUCGUAAAGUAAACCACUGGGAUGCAGCCAUUAGGGAAUUAACAUCAAAAACAUUGAACAAACUAACUGCUCGUGAACCAGAGUACAUGGCAAAUGAUGUUUUACCGAAAUUGUUUGCAAAAACAUCAUCAAUCGACAUAAAUGAACGACACGGAACGGUCUUAGCAAUCGGAGAAAUUAUCGCCAAGUUGAAAGUAUUAGAAAAUGAAAGUGAUCGCCAGAACAUGUUUAUUAAUGAUUCGUUAACCGAGCAAUUAAAUGGGCUAAUUUCGGCCUUCCAACAACGAGAUCAAUUUCGAGGCAUGAGUGGUGAAAUGAUGUUCCAAUGCUGUUGUGACUUCAUAAGAAAUUGCAGUGCAUCAAAAAUUGAGGUUUCGGCUGAGUGCAUAGACUCUUGGCAGUUGGUAAUCGAUUCAUCGUUGACUAAAAACUCGGCUCCCGUCCGUGAUGCGGCAGUUGCCGCUAUAUCAGAGCUCUGUUCAACAUAUUACGCCAAAUCAAGUUCAAUCGACAGAAACAAUCAGCUUUUGGAUAAGUAUUUGACCGCUUCGAAAGAAGAGUCGUGGGAAUUUGUACGGAUGGGAUAUGUUUCAGCGAUAGGAGUACUACCGGAUUUCAUUUUAAAAUUAAAACCGAAGGAGGUUUUGCUAGUGCUAAUUUCACAUUCACUAACUACAGCCGAUCGCCAGUUAUUCUUGCAUGAAGAGAUACAAGAUCAUAACAUUGUGGCAAAUUGGGCUGAGGCAAGAAAGGAAAGCGUAAAAGCACUUGCAAAUGUGGUCUCGUCAAUUGGAUUCAUUGAAAUAAGUGAAAUGUUUUUAAAUGAAGAUGAGAAAGCAUUAGAUACGAUAUUUCAUUGUCUAUUUCUGGCGCUAAAUGAGUACACCAUUGACAACAGGGGUGACAUCGGAGCAUGGGUUCGAGAAGCAUCGAUGAAUGCCUUGUAUAAGUUAAUUGUAACAAUGCCACACGAUUUGUUGGAUGAGGCUAAAGUACACGCAGUCGUGUGCGGGCUACUUCAGCAAGCUGUGGAAAAAAUCGAUCGAACUAGAGCAUUGGCAGGGAAACUAUUUUGUAAAAUCAUUCACAAUGAUCCACCCAUUCCUUACAUCAAACACCAUGACUUCAUCAAAACUGUGUUCCCCGAAGACUAUUCGAAUAUUUUGUGGCUUUAUGCAGCACACACUUUUCCACUGUUUUGCAAUCUAUUGCAGUUGUCAGAGUAUACUGAACGCUUGAUGAUUGGUUUAAUAGCCAGUAUUGGGCAGCUAACGGAAUCUUUGGUCAAAUAUUCAUCUGAAGCCCUUAUCGAUUUCUUGCGUCAAAAUUUGGAGCACCAAAAGAUGAUUUGUAAUGUAGUCAUCGAUAUUUUCAAUAAAAAUAUGCUGAACGAGCGUAUUUCGUGUCCAUUACUCAAUUUCUUGAAUAUUAUCAUUGGCUCUGGAAUAAUUGAUGAUAUAGUUUUGGAUCCGGCGUCAACAUUUAGCUCAGAAGUAUAUCGUUUGACAAAGCUGGAAAUUAAAGGUCACAAAAAACUAUACAAACUUGUUUCCAGUAUAAAUGUUUUCUGUCAAUUGAUACAGGUGCCUGAACUCAGUACGAAAGUGUUGAGCACGUUGUCGAUAUUCCUGGGUUUACCACAUGUGCAUGUAAGGAAAACAACUGCCACUAAGCUAUACGAAGCAUUAAUUUUGCAUGCUGAUGCUUGCGGCAUAUCCGAGGAGAAUUUAGAUGAAAUAAUGAACUGUCUGUCAGAAACUGACUGGGGUCAAUCUAUCACUGAAAUACGUCUAAUAAGAAACAAUUUAUGCACAUUGAUGAACAUAAAGCCACCAGUUACGUCAGCCGGUGCAAAAUAAAUUAAAAUAUUAUCAAUAAAUGAACCUAUCCAUUCAAAUCCAUUUGUGGAUAGCACAUUUAACCUGAAAAAUUAAUCACAUGCUUAAUGUAAUACUCGAAAAAUGCGCAUUUACGAUAAUAAUUUACGAUAAUUUUAUUUCAUUCCUCAUAAUUAUACAAUGGAUUAAUAUUUUUUAUUUGUUUAUCAAUAAAUUACAUACAAAA
Messenger RNA from Sitodiplosis mosellana (orange wheat blossom midge), 4020 nucleotides. RefSeq names its product tubulin-specific chaperone D (gene TBCD). Gene Ontology annotation, molecular function: beta-tubulin binding; GTPase activator activity. The transcript is spliced from 12 exons. Lineage: Eukaryota; Metazoa; Arthropoda; Insecta; Diptera; Cecidomyiidae. Gene Ontology annotation, biological process: adherens junction assembly; tubulin complex assembly; bicellular tight junction assembly. Gene Ontology annotation, cellular component: lateral plasma membrane. The record is from RefSeq and is a predicted model, not a curated record. The coding region runs from base 321 to 3815 and encodes 1164 amino acids.